CUUAUUUAUUGAUUUCUAGCAUCCGGUCUUGUCGAAAGUUAAGAAGAAUCUAUCUGCUCAUCCUUUUUGCCCGAAUCUUCAGUUUGAACAAAAGCGUAUUUACCAUACGUACGAGGACCACAUCCCCAGUCAAGUAACAUGGACUAGUUUGCUCGACAUGACUCAUCCUAAUUUCACGACAUUUCAAAUCUUUGGAACAAACAAGGAGAGUUUCUCGAAAUAUCUCGUCUGCGAUAAGCUCGGGUUGAUCAUCCAAGCCAGGAACGGGCACAAUGAGAGCAAGACUUACGGAGGAGACUAUUUCCGCGCAAAAAUAUUCACCCGAAAUUCCACUUUCCAGGCUAGCUCGAUGUCAGACGGUGAGGUAAUCGACCAUGGGAAUGGAACGUAUAGCGCCUUCUUUACGUUGAAGUGGGCAGGGGUAGUGGGCAUUCAGGUGACCUUAGUCCAUUCAAGUGAGGCCAAUUACGUGCUUAGAAGACUUCAGAAAGAAGAAGUGAUCAGGAGUAACUUCAAAGGUCGGUUUUAUUCGACAGACCCGAAGAAAGCUGAGGAGACUUUUUGCAACAUGGAUCUGAACAUGCUAAAUGUGACAGUACCAGAGAAAGAGAGCUGCAACUUCACCGACGCCAGUACUGGUUCCCCUUGGUUUUGUGUGAAGCCACAUAAUUUCCCCUGCAGUAAUUUGGUAAUGGACCAUCAGGUGGGGCACAGUAACGAGAAUAAGAUAUCCGCCAUUGAACGACUUUCUUUUACAUGGAGCGACAAAAAGAUAACCGGAACUGAAAACAGAUUUGUAGUCCACCAUUUGCCAGGUAAAGAGUCUAUCGUACACAGUGGCGCCUUGGAUCAACUCCCACCUUGCAGGCCAAUGGUCCAUUUUGGAACACCAGAAGUCGCUGGUUUUUACUGGGGGAAAUAUUGGCACUCGGCAGAUUGUAACAUAAACGCAUUUAAUAAAUUGCAAGCGUCCUCGAUUUUACGUAACAAAACUGUCUAUUUCUUUGGGGAUUCUACCGUGCGGCAGCUAAUGGAAUUUUACGUCAAACUGUUCGGAUUAAAAACCAAUCCAGCACCAAAGAAAGGGGACCCGUGGUACGUCGGACGCACAAUCGCAAAAGACAGCAGAAACAACAUCGAUUUCCAGUUCCAAUUUCACGGGCAUCCAAUUGGGAAGAGAGCAUGGGCAAACAUUUCUAUCAUAGAGUACAUAGCAAAUCUGAUUGACCGUGUCAAGGGAGGAGAAAAUACUGUUUUGGUUUUGACAUUGUGGGCGCACUUUACUACUUUCCCGCCGUGGUACUACGAAGCGCGUGUCGACGACAUAUUGGAGUCCGUAAGACGUCUCCAGGAGCGUAGUCCACGAACCUUGGUCGUCUGGAAGAGUGCUAACACCAGGGAACAUCAUGGAUUGGAUCAUUACCUCAAAUGUAGUGACUGGACUGCGAGGAACCUGGAUAGGAGGAUGAGAAACAAAGUCUUGGCAUAUGACAACGUCGGUUUCAUGGAUGCCUGGGACAUGACAAAUGCACAGUUGGAAACAGAUUCCGUACAUCCUAAAGGCUCGCACGUCGAAAAUCUAAGCAAUAAACUUUUAACAUAUGUUUUAAAUCAUGAUGCAUCUUGAUGUUUGAUUUUUUUCUAUCAUAUUCAUCCUUCUGCCCUUUUUUAAAACCAUAAAGAACCUGAAUAAUAUUUGUGGCAAAGUCAAAAUACACAAUGAAUACAGUGCAUCAAGGCAUCAAGGCGUAAAUUAUAACGGAUGACCUCCUAAAACUGUCAUUGUGACGUAGUAGUUAGAAUACAGACUGCUUUGAGGGGCACGGUUGAAACUAAAGCACAAUGUAAUAUCGAAAUAGACUCGAAAUCACCGAGGAGGUACGGUUUUAAUUGUAUCCCGAAAGAUUUAAUUUCAUGUCGUAUUUAUUUCACUAACUAUGAUUUAAAAAAAAAAACAUUGUAAAAAUUUGAUAUAUGUAUAUAUAUAUAUAUAUAUAUCAGUUAUGGGAUUUUUAACGGCGUUUAAAAGAAUUAAAUGAUGGGCUGAAUUUUAGUGCAAAAGGAAGAUUGUUAUAAAGAGAAAAACAAGCACUGAAUCCAAUGACCGGGGUAAUAGUAUAUUUUUAAAGCGCUCAGAGACAUUUGUUUUAAGCGCUAUAUAAAAAUUAAAUAUUAUUAUCAUUAUUAUUAAUUAUGAGUAUUGUGUUGAUGUGCUGAUAAAAAUAACAUUGGAAAUUAUUCUUAAGGCUUUUUUCUGAAGCAUAACAAAUCGGAUGAGUUAAAAAAAAAAAAAUACUCAUGAUGACAUAGUCAAGAUAUAUUUCGGAUAAUUCUAUAAAUUAGUUGUUGUUGUUGUGAUUAAUGGCGUUUCUAUCGUCACUCGACGAUUUCCGCAAGGCAAUGUGAGAGGGCGUAGUUACUGGUCCUCUCUUAAUACUUUUACUGUUGGAUCGACGAUAGCCUAGUGGCGUUGUGUUUGUCACAUAUUAGGACAUACGGAGGUGUGUCGCUCUAAUGGGUCACUUUUUCACACAAAAACCCUAAACAUUGGGUCCCACUUUUAGCAAAGAAUACCAUUAAAAAUGGGUCCGUUUUCUCAAAAUUUCAAAAAACUUUGCAAAGUUUUCGGGUGCUUGCCAUGCAAACACCCGAAAAAAAACCGCAAAAUUGCGAAAAAUAGUGAUUUUUUCGAGAAAAAUGCCCCCUUAAUGGGUAGGGGUUUCGAGGCACUCCCCUGUCCAAACCAAACCCACUUUUAGCAAACAAUACCAUUAAAAAUGGGUCCGUUUUCUCAAAAUUUCAAAAAUUUGUAAAAUUUCCGGGUGCUUGCCAUGCAAACACCCCCAAAACACCCCCAAAAUUGUGAAAAAUAGGUAUUUUUUUCGAGGUUUCGAGGCUCACCCCCGUCCAAACCAAAUCUGACUACCCCCCCAAAUGUUUUACAUUUGUAUUAUCUCCUUCUACGCAGAGUUUUUUCGAAAACACAAAUCUUAGGCAAUUUUUUUAUGCUUGUACGUCAUUUUUUGAAAUGUGCGAACAUGGAAAUGACGAAUUGCCUAAUUCAAACAUGA
This is a messenger RNA of Strongylocentrotus purpuratus (purple sea urchin), 3071 nucleotides long. Its product is annotated as NXPE family member 3-like. The transcript is spliced from 4 exons. The record is from RefSeq and is a predicted model, not a curated record. Bases 158 to 1627 code for a protein of 489 amino acids. NCBI's taxonomy places the organism in Eukaryota, Metazoa, Echinodermata, Echinoidea, Camarodonta, Strongylocentrotidae.